AUGUCGUCCUGGCGCGCGCGAUCGGCGCUCGCUCGCGCGGCGGCGCGGGUGACGUCGAAUAAACAGGUCACGCGGGGGUUAUACGCCGCGGAUGCGAGCGCGGCGACGACGGUGGCGUUGCACGGGCGGGUUAACCAGAACGCGAGCGGGACGGAGGAACGGCGAGCGAGCCCGAGCGGGUCGACGGGAGGCGUCGACGCGGCGAUCGGCAGAGGUGCGAGCGCUUCGACGAAUUCGACGAAGGGACGGAAGUUGAUCGAUACGUUUCCGAAGGAUGUUGUGGACGACAUCUAUCGAGGGAGCUUUCGAAGCCAGACCGGGGUGAGCCUGAAGUACAUGAUGGAUUUCGGCGCGCAGCCGAUUCACCGGCAGAUGAUGGUAAGCGCGCAGUUCUUACGAAACGAGCUUCCGGUACGAUUGGCGCAUCGCGUGGCGGAGUUGGAAAAUUUGCCCUUCGGGUUGAGCGACAUGUCGCAGGUGCUUGACGUGAGAGACUGGUACGUCGAGUCGUUCAGGGAACUGCGAAGCUUCCCAGAAAUAGAGAGCAUGGAGGACGAGGAAAAAUUUACAAACAUGCUCAAGCGCGUGAUGUUGAGGCACGAAAACGUGGUUCCCAUGAUUGCCAGGGCGGUGUUGGAGCUUAAAGAUCGUCUGUCGAAGGAGAAACCGAGAGAGUCGAAGCCGCAGAUUCGACGGGGCGGCACGUACGCAACGAUGGAUUUGAACGAGUUUCCAGAGGUGCAUCAAUUCUUAGAUGGGUUUUACAUGAGUAGAAUUGGGAUCCGCAUGCUCAUCGGGCAGCACAUCGCUUUGCACGAGCCUGCGAAGGAUGGGUACAUCGGAAUGAUUUGCACAAAAUUGAGCCCGCUCGAGGUAGCCAGGGACGCUAGCGCGGACGCCCGGGCGAUUUGCAUGCGCGAGUACGGCGACGCGCCCGAGGUGGAACUCUUCGGCGAGGAGGAUUUUACGUUUGCCUACGUCCCGGGGCACUUGCACCAAAUGCUCUUCGAGCUUAUUAAGAACUCGCUGCGAGCGGUAAGCGACAAGUACGCGGAUAGCGAUAAGACGCCUCCACCAAUUCGGAUCAUUAUCGCCGAAGGCGCGGAAGACGUGACGAUCAAGGUAACAGAUGAAGGUGGUGGCAUUCGCCGAAGCGGUCUGGAAAAGAUUUGGACGUAUCUUUACAGCACAGCGCAAAGCCCACUGAAGGACAUGGACGACGAUUCGUCGGGUCCCACCGUCUUGGCAGGUUAUGGAUACGGUCUUCCGCUUUCAAGGCUGUACGCCAGAUACUUUGGCGGCGACUUGCAAGUAAUUUCGAUGGAAAAUUACGGCACAGACGCUUACUUGCACUUGAACCGCCUCGGAAACAUGGCGGAGCCGCUCCCGUAA
This is a messenger RNA of Ostreococcus tauri, 1392 nucleotides long. RefSeq names its product Branched-chain alpha-ketoacid dehydrogenase kinase/Pyruvate dehydrogenase kinase, N-terminal. Gene Ontology annotation, molecular function: pyruvate dehydrogenase (acetyl-transferring) kinase activity. Gene Ontology annotation, biological process: regulation of glucose metabolic process; protein phosphorylation. The record is from RefSeq and is a predicted model, not a curated record. Gene Ontology annotation, cellular component: mitochondrion. The transcript has a single exon. The coding region runs from base 1 to 1392 and encodes 463 amino acids. Lineage: Eukaryota; Viridiplantae; Chlorophyta; Mamiellophyceae; Mamiellales; Bathycoccaceae.